CCAGUCGUGUAUAAAUUGGAGCUGGUUCGUACGACGGUACUUAAUCUACUUCAAGUUCUUGAAAGUAAAAGAUUAACUACUUUUCCUGAAGUUGAACUUUUUUGAACAGUUCGGUUUUUUUUCUAUCGGUUUACAAGUUUCAAGAACUCUACUGCAAAAAUGGUUGCAACGCUCAAUUUAUUCGCCCCAGAGAAGGUGGAGAAAGUCGAAGCCCAGCUAUUGCAUCAUGUGAACAUUCCGUUCGAGAAGGCUACUUUCGGGAUGGGAUGUUUCUGGGGGUGUGAUGCGUUGUUCGGUGCAACCAAGGGCGUUCUGCGUACUUGCGUUGGGUAUUCCGGAGGUACUACCUCAGCUCCCGUGUACAAAAAUAUGGGCGAUCACACCGAGGUGAUUGAAAUUCAUUACGACCCGAACGUGAUCAGCUUCUCUGAUCUGUUGGAUCUGUUCUGGAACAACCACGAGUACGGUCUGACGACCCGCAUCAAGCGCCAGUACAUGUCGCUGGUUCUGUAUCACAAUGAGGAGCAACGCCGCAUUUCGGAGGAAAGUCGAGCCGAGGAGCAGAUUAAGCGAGCUCCGGAGCAAAUUAUAACCGAAAUUGCUCCUGCUGGCCAGUUCUAUCCCGCCGAAGAUUACCACCAAAAGUAUCGCCUCCAAGGUCAUCGCGAUUUGGCAAAGAGCAUUGGUUUAACGCCCGAGCUGCUCGCCAAAUCGCACGUGGCAGCGCGGUUGAACGGAUACCUGAUCGGCGUUGGCGGUCUGGAGCAGUUCGAUAAGGAUACCGACCGGUUGGGGCUGAGCAACGAUCAGGCGCAGUACGUUCGGGAUUAUGUGCGCGAAAACGAGGGUGGUGGCAUUUUCUGUUAGUGGGGAUACAUGGGUGGACGCCGGGGGUAUUUAGCUAGAUUGGGGUAAUGCUUUUAUUCGAAUGUUUAGCAUGGUGGAUAAUGUUUUUAUAAAAUGUUGUCAUAUAAAUUGUGAUAGGGCUAGGCUUAUGUAAAUAGGUUAAGUAGUCACCGGAAAAUAGUCUAAUGGCGGCUUUAGUUGAUAGACAUUGUUAUUAUUACUUAAAGAAUGAAAUAUACAUCCUUGAAUUGCUUGAAA
Messenger RNA from Armigeres subalbatus, 1104 nucleotides. Its product is annotated as peptide methionine sulfoxide reductase-like. Lineage: Eukaryota; Metazoa; Arthropoda; Insecta; Diptera; Culicidae. Gene Ontology annotation, molecular function: peptide-methionine (S)-S-oxide reductase activity. The record is from RefSeq and is a predicted model, not a curated record. The transcript has 4 exons. Bases 160 to 867 code for a protein of 235 amino acids.